AACACACUAACAAUACAUAAUAACCUAGAAAAAUAGAAGGAAACCCAGCAAAUCACCACAAGGUAACCCGGAGAUAAGACUCGGCUUCAGAACACGAGAGAGCGAGAGAGGAAGAGAGACGAGAGGAAGGGAGAACGCACACCGCUUCACAUUUUUCACUAUAAUGGCUAGUGGUCUGGGAGGUCAGCUGGUGCGGCGAGGAUUUCAGAGGUCAGUGGGCGGUCCGUGGAAUUAUGUGGCAGGUCGCCGAUGUGACCCGACCCACCCCACCUCACCCCCCUUCAAAGUUACGGCCCCAGCGACAGGCCAGGUGCUGUGUGAGGUGGGGGUCGGCAAGGAGGAGGUGGACAGGGCUGUGAGGAGUGCCAAAGAUGCCCUGCCUGUCUGGAGCAAGCUAAGUGGGCGGGAGCGAGGCCAGAAGUUAUUGGAAGCUUGUCGUAUUAUUAGAGAGAAUUUGGAAGAUAUCUCUCGGCUGGAGGUUCAAGACACCGGCAAGCCAAUAUGGGAAGCUCGUGUAGAUAUUGGGUCCUGCGCUGAUGCUCUUGAGUACUACGGUGGUCUGGCCCCGGCGAUAGUUGGCCAGCAUGUUCCCCUGAGUGGCGGCUCCUUUGCCUUAGUGCAGCGGCGGCCCCUGGGGGUGGUGGGGGGCAUUGGGGCGUGGAACUUCCCUAUGCAGACCUGUGUGUGGAAAGUGGCUCCAGCGCUGGCCUGUGGGAAUACCUUCGUGUACAAGCCCUCGCAGUUCACCCCAGUGACCGCCGUGACGCUGGGGGAGGUGCUCACCAGUGCUGGGGUGAUGGACGGGGUGUUCAAUGUGGUGCAGGGUGAGGGGGAGACGGGGGAGUACCUGUGCCAUCACCCUGACGUGGCCAAACUCUCCUUCACUGGCUCUGUUCCCACCGGCAGCAAGGUGAUGGCAGCUGCGGCGGGGGGCAUCAAGGCAGUGACGCUGGAGUUAGGGGGCAAAUCUCCACUCAUUGUGUUUGAGGACGCACACUUGGAGAAUGCUAUCAAGGCGACCCUCAUUGCCAACUUUCUCUCCCAAGGCCAGGUCUGCUCAAACGGCACCAGGGUAUUCGUUCACCGCAGCAUUGCCAAGACCUUCAUUGAACGCCUUGUCUCCGCUACCAAGGCCCUGAAGAUUGGUGACCCCAUGGCUGACUGCACCACUGUCGGGGCCACCAUUCAUGAGGGCCACGCCAGGAAGGUGCUUGGUUACCUCGAGUCUGCCAGGGAGGAGGGGGCAGUGGUGGCGUGUGGGGGGGAGCGAGUGGUGCUGGGGGGCGACCUGGCAGGGGGCUGGUACCUCUCCCCGGCUGUCCUCACCAAUUGUCGCGAUGAUAUGAAGGUGGUGAAGGAGGAGGUGUUUGGCAGUGUGGCAGCCAUCCUUGAGUUUGAGACAGAGGAGGAGGUGGUGAGGAGAGCGAAUGACACACUGUUUGGCCUGGCUGGGGCUGUGUUUACUAGGGACCUGAACCGCGCACACCGGGUUGCCGAGGGGGUGGAGGCAGGCACAGUGUGGAUCAACAACUACAACCUGUACCCGACUGAGGUGCCGUUUGGAGGGUACAAGCAGAGUGGAGUGGGGCGGGAGAAUGGUACAGCAGUGGUGGAUGCCUUCACGCAGACUCGCACCAUUUACGUGGAGCUGGGCGAUGUGGAUGCCGGCCCGCUCUAUGUGGAGUGAAAGGAAA
Molecule: messenger RNA, 1694 nt
Organism: Portunus trituberculatus (swimming crab)
Lineage: Eukaryota; Metazoa; Arthropoda; Malacostraca; Decapoda; Portunidae
Product: 4-trimethylaminobutyraldehyde dehydrogenase A-like
Molecular function (GO): aminobutyraldehyde dehydrogenase (NAD+) activity; 4-trimethylammoniobutyraldehyde dehydrogenase (NAD+) activity
Source: RefSeq, a predicted model, not a curated record